Messenger RNA from Ilex paraguariensis (yerba mate), 1486 nucleotides. Lineage: Eukaryota; Viridiplantae; Streptophyta; Magnoliopsida; Aquifoliales; Aquifoliaceae. The record is from the annotation of a GenBank genome assembly.
AAACCGUGGUCGCUACUAGAGGGAGAGAGAGGGAGAGAGAGAAAUGGGGCUAUUGACUCGCCUUCGAUUGAGAAGGCGAUGGAGUCAAAGCCCUAGCCAUUCUCAGCUCAGCGAGAGGGACUCGGAGCCGGAGACUCAUGGUUCUGCUAGAGAGAGAAAGCUUGAAACUGAGACAUCGUCUAGUGAGAGAAAGAGAGAGAAUGAUGUUGAAAAAGAAGAAGAAGAACCUAGUGAGAGAAAUGCAGUUCCAGAAAACUCUACGACAACUGCUAUAUCAAGCCUUUCGUCGGUUAGAGAGAGAAUGCUGCGAUCGACUGACAGUCCUCCGGCAGAUGAGAUAUCGUCUAGUGAGACAAAGAGAGAGACUGAUGUAGAAAAAGAACCUAGUGAGAGAAACAUUGUUGCUGAAAACCCUACGAUAAUUGCGACGACAAGCCUUUCAGCGGUUGGAGAGAUAAAGUUUCGAUCGACUGACAGUCCUCCGGCCGAUGAUUGUUGUCCAAUCUGCUUCGGCAGCUUCGUCAUUCCGUGCCGAGCCCCUUGCGGUCACUGGUACUGUGGUGGUUGCAUUUUGCAGUACUGGGACCAUGGUGCAGCACUUCAGCCUUGCAAUUGCCCCAUGUGCUCUCAAAAGAUUACUAGUUUGACACCUGAAGCAUCAUUAUUCCAUCAGCAGGAAAUGGAAGUUACUAGGGUUCUGGGAAAUGUUCGGAAAUAUAAUCGCCUUGUUGUUGGAGGCACAUAUGGCCUCAUUCUGAAAGUGCUUGAGUUGCCAUUUUUCAUCAAGAGAGUGUUCCAGGGAAUGCUGGAUCCCGAUAGACAUGAUGAUCACCUCUUCAAAUUGCGCUUUUUUGCAACGUUUUUGGGCAUCCUUUACAUGAUGAGCCCCUUUGACUUCCUUCCAACAGGGCGACAGAGUGUCAUAGAACUUUUUGAUGACACUGCUUUGAUUAUCUAUUUCAUCUUAUAUGUGGCUGGUAUCUAUCUCCGUCGACGACGUUUACAACGUGUGAGGGAGUUGGCGGCCAUCCAACUUUGACAAUGCUCGAACUGCUACCCUCCGCGACUCUUGGUACAUGUGGAUGAAUCUCUGAACGUCGUGAUUGUAUAGAUGGAUUAUGUUACUUUGCGGCUUCUCUGUAUCUUCUCUGUAGAUAUCUACUUCAACCUGAGAAUCUGGAUGACAAGUUUGGUGUCAUUUGGUCAAAUUUGAAACAGUUCCAUACAUCUUGGAUGAUGCUAGAGUGUAUACAGUUGAAUGUGUAUAGGAGUUAUUUUUUUCUUUUUAAAUAAAAAAAAUUCCAAUUUCGUCGCUUAGGGAAAUAUGUACUUUUGUACAUGGACUAAGGUGUCCCGUGCAAAACACAUUUUUUUUUAAUAUAUGAGAGGAGUUAUUGUGGCUAAAAAGUUCAAAUUUAAGUUGUAAUAUAAACUGUUAGAGAUUUACGAUUUGGGUUGUUACGUUUUGCGCAAGUAGGACUAUGAG